Messenger RNA from Penicillium longicatenatum, 726 nucleotides. Its product is annotated as alpha/beta fold hydrolase. The coding region runs from base 1 to 726 and encodes 241 amino acids. The record is from RefSeq and is a predicted model, not a curated record. Lineage: Eukaryota; Fungi; Ascomycota; Eurotiomycetes; Eurotiales; Aspergillaceae. The transcript has 2 exons.
AUGGUGUUCUGGCGCAGCUCGCUUACUGGCUACGUUAUUACGCCGCGAAGCGCUGAACAAGCAGCCUUAGGGAAAGACAUCAUCGAUUUGAUGGAUGCUCUCAGUAUCGAGAAAGCUAUACUAGCAGGUUACGACUGGGGAACAGUCGUUGUUAAUGUCGCCGCGGCACUGUGGCCCAAUCGGUGCACAGGAAUGGUUGCCGCAAACUCUUAUCUCAUUCAGGAUCGAGAAACGGCUUGGGCCAUUGCAUCUGCCAGUUAUUUCCCCGUGAAGUGGUACUAUUAUGUCUUCCUCACACCGCCAGGGUAUGCUUCCUUGGCCAAUGAUACGAAAGGAUGGGCAGAAGUUCUUUGGACAAGAAAUAGUCCUAAUUGGACUUACACUGAGAGUCAACUUGGUGCCGCAGCAUUGGCAUUCCAUAAUCCAGACUUUGUCGACAUUGCAACGAAUUUCUAUCGUAAUCGCCUCCUCUACGCUAUUGGAGACCCUAGCUACAAAGAUUUAGCAAACCAGCUAGACAAGCAGCCAGUCAUCACUGUCCCUUCUGUGACUCUUGACCCAGACCAAGCCGUGGUGUUUCCGGCAACAGACGGAAGUGCUACUGCGAAGUACUUUACCGGCCCGAGAGUCCACCAUAUUGUGAAGAAUUGCGGGGAGAACAUUCCCCUACAAAAACCACAGGCAUUUGCAGACGCAAUAUUCCAAGUAUCACAACUUGGGAGCUAA